UAAAAGAGCCAGAAUCGUACUUGUAAUUUACCUUUGAGUCAAAACGAGAUACAAAAGCCCAAGGAUUUUUCUCAAACAGCUGGGAGACAUGGAUGAACAAGAAUUUCGGCGCCUUCUCGAUCUCUUCCCUGUUGUUCGAUCUCGUGAUUAUCAUGCUGAGUCAGCUUCAUCGAGACAAGCAGCUUCUUGUUCAGCAUCAAAUGAGGUGAUUAAGGACUGGCAAGAUGCAUGGCAUGAUGGUGAAAGAAAAGAAACAGAGAAUCAAGGAACUGAUCUGCAUGGUAAAUUCUGGCAGAAGCUGAAGUUGACAGCUGAGAAGAAGGUUGGUGCAGCAGAGGCAGAAAAAUUUUGCAAGGCUUUUCAACACGUUCACAUGAAACUUGUGUAUGAGGGGCUGAGUUUUGAAGCUGCUCAGAAGAUCCUCAACUCAUGAAACUGCUGAAAAGCUCCAUGGCGAGUACAUGUUUUAUAUUGUUAGGGUAUUUCUGUCUGUUGGAAUCUUAUUAACGAGGUUGAAGAAUCUGUUUUGGCAGAAGUUUGUCAUCAAAACCAUUCUUGUUGUUCAUUGUUAAAUGAGUUUCGUCCUAGUUUACAGCCAUUCUCAAUGUAACCUACUUUCAAAAGAUUAAGCAAGUUGAAGUAUAGACUUUUGAUUUCAAA
Messenger RNA from Hibiscus syriacus, 660 nucleotides. RefSeq lists its product as uncharacterized. The transcript is spliced from 6 exons. The record is from RefSeq and is a predicted model, not a curated record. Lineage: Eukaryota; Viridiplantae; Streptophyta; Magnoliopsida; Malvales; Malvaceae. The coding region runs from base 89 to 433 and encodes 114 amino acids.